AUGUCGCAGGCGAACAACCGGGGUGGCGGCAACAAGCGGUCGCGGAUAUCCUCUUCAGGCGCCUAUCGUCAGCGUGAGAACCAGUCGUCAUCGACGUCGACAAAUGUCGCUCAAACACAAUCAGGUUUGCUAAUCGAUAAUGAAACUGAACUAUCAUCGGAAAUAAUCAAAGAACAAUUGAACAGUGUCGAUGAUAUCAUAACACAACCGAUUAUUGAAGUACCGACGAAACGUUUAUUACAUUUAAAAGAACUCGGUGGAAAUCUAUUUGUUUCAUCGUCAACCAAAAUCUAUUCCAAAGUAUUACAGAAAUUAUUCGAUCGUGUUCUAUUUACGAAAUCCUUAAAUAAUGAUGUUAAUACAGCACCAUCAGAUUUACGUGUAUUCGAACGUGUACUUGCACGUUCAGAUGAUAACGAUGCUUAUUCAACAUGUACAUCAUUGGUACAGCCAAUGUCAGCAACUAUACUUGUACUGGGUUCAACAUCUUGUGAACAUGCGUUCGCAUGGAAAUUAUCACAACGACGAAAUUUUAAAACUUUAAUAUCUCCAGGUAAUAGUGGUUCAACAACUGAUCAACCAAAUGGAACAAUAUCGACAAUAUUUCAAACUGAAAAAGAUAUACUAGAUUUUGUCGAUGCAAAACAAAUUGAUCUUGUUAUUUCCUUGAAUAAAACAUUUUAUUUCGAAGAACUCGAAGCACGUUUAUGUGAACGUGGAUUACAUUAUUUAGGCUGUUCAGUUGAUACUUUAGCAUUAAGUGAUAAUCAAUUGAAUGCAAAACAAUUUAUGACUAAACAUAAAAUUCCCACAUUAGAAUGGACACAUUGUUUAAAUGAACAGGACGCUGAAAAUUAUUUAAAUAAACAUCCGAAUCAACAUCAAUGGAUUGUUCGUGCAACGACUGGCAAUGGUUUAAUUAAUUGUAGAAAUCGAGAAGAGGCUCUACAAACUGUUAAGGCAGUGUUUGAAGAUCAUAUACUUGGUAAACUAAAUCAAUCGAUCAUUCUUGAACAUGGUUAUUCUCUUGAUGAUAAUCAAAUAUGUGUUUUAUAUAUUGUAAGCGAUGGUGACGGUGAUUAUAGUCAGUUACCAAUCAUACAAUCGGAUCCGUUACGUAUGGGCGCCUAUGGUCCAUGUCCUUAUGUAACAGCAAAACAAUUAUCCUAUAUUCGUCGUCGUAUUGUUGAACGAACGCUUCGCUGUUCACCAACAAUUCGUCAUUUAUUUGGUUUUCGUUUACUUCUUCAAGGACCGAAUUUCAAUCAAGUUUGUCUACUUGAUUAUCUAUCCACAUUUGAAGAACCAGAAGCGGAAAUACUUUUAUCAUUAUGUGAACCCGAUGUAUUUCUUCAAUAUGCACUGGAUUUACCAUCAGUCCCUAUUCUAUCAUUGACAAGUAAAAAACGACGCGUCCAUUGUGUUAAUACAACAAUAUCGUCAACGAAAAAUUCAUUAACAAUUCCAAAUAAAAUUUUAUUAACAGCAACAAAAAAUAAUAAAGUUAAAAUAUUUCAUAAUCAAAUAGAUGUUAAUGUAAAUAAUAAUGGUUCAGGAGAAACAACAGUUCUAACGACGAGUGGUGAAAGAAUUUUCAAUGUACUUGGCUAUGGUUCAACAUUGCAAGAAGCACAAAUACAAUCAGUACUUGCCUCUGAAUAUAUUAAACAACACGCAAAUAUUGAUAAACUUUUAUUCAAAUCCGAUAUCGGUGCUGACGCCAUUGAAUGGUAUAAAACUCAUGCUGAUCGUCAUCAUUUAUCAACUAGUAGUUUAACCAAUGGUAAAAAGAAGAAAAAACCAAUAACAACAGUAGGACAUAAGGGUAACCGGGGUUUUACCGCUCGCCGUCGUAAUACGAAAGAUGCGGAACAAGGUGAUGAAAAUAAACAAAUGGAAACAUCUGAUGAUGAUGAAAAUGAACCAAUGGAUUUUGAACGUGCAUUUGGCUCAGUAUCGGAUGUACCAAAAUUAGAACAUAUGGACAUUCAUCAAAAUAAUGGAGAUUUCAACGAUUUUAACAUCCGCGAAGGUGAAUUCUAUUUUGAUCUGCCUGCUAAAAUUGAUUUGAAAAUGUAUCAACAACCUGUGCUUAUUUCAUCAACAAUAAAUUUAAAUCCAUUAGCUGCUCUAUUUAAUUUGAAUGAUGGAGAUAUGAAUGAUAGUCAAACUGUAUUCGAAUACCUUGGUCACGAAUUAACUGUUCGUUGUGCUAAUGAUCUUAUCUGUGCUCGUACACUUUAUGUUCAAUGUUGUUCAUUACCCGCCUCAUCUCGUCGUUCGAUGCAACGUUUUUAUCAAGGCAUCGAACAAGCAUGUCAACAACUUGAUUGUACACUUCUUAAAACAACGACAACAACAUCAUCAUCAUCAUUAUUUAGUUCUUUAUGCACAGGUUUAUGUGAUCGAGAUUUAAUUAUACUGAAUAAUACAAAUCACCCUGUUAUCAAUGAAAACGAUUUAUUAAUUGCACUUCGGUGUAGUUCGAGCACAGUCAAUACACAAGGUUAUAUACAAUUAAAGGAUUUAUUUCAAAAGAAAAAUAUUCAUUUAAACGAUACGGUACCAUUUCGAACCGUUGAUGGCGAAGAAGAAUCAUUUUUUUCAUUAUUACUUCAAAAAUCAGCAAUAUUAGCUUUAUCACUAUCGAAAACGAUUGAUGAACUUAUUAAAAAUCGUACAAUUAAAGCUAUCAGAUAUGUCAAAGAUAUUGGUCUUGCUCGUAUGAUUGAAUCGUUUCUUGGUUCGCUAUCAUCAACUUUAAAUGUUGAAUUAAAUGGGCAACAGUGGCCUGUAAUGCCACCGCUUUUUACUUGGAUUUAUCAACAUAGUGGUUUUAGUCAAGAUGAAAUGUUUGAAUAUUUCAAUUGUGGUGUCGAUUAUUUGCUUCUUGUUGAUCAUACAAAAACAAGUGUUGAUGAUAUUCUUCGUCAAUUAACAGAAACACAUACGUCAAGUUAUUAUCUUGGAACAUUUAUAUCAACAAAUACAAGUCCAGUACGUAAACCAAUACGUUUACCACAGCAACCUAUCGUAACAUCACCACGACCACGUACUAUUCAAUUGAAGAAUAUUUCUUUUAAAUACCCAAAACCCUACCAAGCAGCUGCCGCUCUUACAAGUAUUACAUUACCAAUGGUCAUCAAAGAUCGUAUGAAACAACCUAUUGCCAAUGAUAAAACACGUUGUGCUGUACUUAUUUCAACUAAUGAUACAUCUCUACUAUCACUGCUUGCGUAUAGUACAUCAACUCUUGAAUGUGCAUUCGAAAUUGUUCUUGUUCUUUCAACAUUGGCUAGCCUAUCGGAUAUAGCGCGUGUUAAUGAAUUAUACCCAUCGGUGGUUACUAAAGUUAUUCAACCUAAAAAAUAUGCUGCACGUCAUUACGAUCUAGAUCAAAAAGUUGAUGAUGAAUUACAAUUACAUGGUUGUGAACUAGUUAUACUCGAUCGUUAUGCAUGCCGUUUAUCGCCGACAUUUAUUAUGACAUGGCGUGGUCGUAUACUCAGUAUUUAUUCAUCAUUAUUACCAGCAUUUCGUCAUAGUAGUUCACCAAUUCGAGAUGCAUUACAAGCUGGUGUUCGUAUAACUGGUGUUACUGUUCAGUUUAUUGGCGAAUCCGAUACUGAUAAUGAUGGACCUAUUAUCGCACAAGAAAGUAUUUCAGUAUCGCCAAUAGAAACGGAAAAUCAAUUAGAAAGUCGUUUACGUAUACUUGAACAACAAUUAUAUCCUAAGGCGAUUGAUAUGGUUGCAUCAGGAAAAAUUGUUUAUCAAGGAAAACGACGAAUGGGUAAAACAAAUUCGAUUACGCCAACAAUACCAUCGUCAUAUUAA
Messenger RNA from Rotaria socialis, 3837 nucleotides. The record is from the annotation of a GenBank genome assembly. NCBI's taxonomy places the organism in Eukaryota, Metazoa, Rotifera, Eurotatoria, Philodinida, Philodinidae.